CUCGCUUCCAGAUAAUCAAGAAGUACGAGUUAUGGCGCGGUUGGGUUCGUGUUUCGUUCUGUUGUAGUUGUGUUAUGUUCUGUCUCUGGGAAUUCCGCGUGUGAGGCUUUGAGUUUUAAUGCGGAUCGGCAUUGAGAACAUUAAGCAUGAGGCAGGUAACUUGCUCGCAUGGACCGACUAACGAUUAUGUCUUAACGAGUCCCAUAGGAACCAUACUUGUCAAAAGUUGUCCCAGUGGGUUGCAUUCUGUGGGCCAGACUGAGGACGUUACGGAUGAUACUUUUAAACCAAACGAGAGUUUGCAGGUGCGCAUGCUCGAACAGAAGUACGAAGAUAAUGGUUAUACCUACAAGCCGGUGCUGAGCUGUGUACGGUGGCUGAACUGUUACUUUCACGAACCAGAGAUGUUGAAAGAAUUGGAGAAACCGGCUUUGUGCAAGAGCGUGCGAGUUUCUAAAGACAACUUCAUUGGCGUCGUGUGGUCGACACUGUCUGACCAAGUCUCUUUCGGCGAAACCAUCAGCUACGGGGCCCUGGCAACCCUGUGCAGUCGCCACGGAGCCGCCCGGGCCGUCGGCACGGCGUUGAGGCGCAACCCGAUCCAGAUACUAAUCCCUUGCCACAGGGUUGUCCGAUGGGACGGCGGGACGGGACACUACUCCGGAGGACGGCGAGACACCGUCAAGGCCUGGCUGCUCGAACACGAGAAGAAAGGGGUGUAGACGCGUAACGGAAGGUUGCGACGAACUGUGAUAUAAAUACGAGGGAAUGGCA
Messenger RNA from Ornithodoros turicata, 774 nucleotides. RefSeq names its product methylated-DNA--protein-cysteine methyltransferase-like. Gene Ontology annotation, molecular function: methylated-DNA-[protein]-cysteine S-methyltransferase activity. The transcript has 3 exons. Lineage: Eukaryota; Metazoa; Arthropoda; Arachnida; Ixodida; Argasidae. Gene Ontology annotation, biological process: DNA repair. Gene Ontology annotation, cellular component: nucleus. Bases 147 to 722 code for a protein of 191 amino acids. The record is from RefSeq and is a predicted model, not a curated record.